AUGUGUCGGAAAGUGUUGGAUUCAGACGGAAAAUGGCACAUAUCGUUGCCGAAAUCCAUUUUCAAAGGAACCCUACGUUACGCAUCGCUGAAUGCUAUUAAAACUCAUGAUUGUGGACCGUCAGAUGAUCUGAUGGGAUGGAUUUAUUCUGUUAUCGAAUUAGCGCUAUCCAGGCUGCCCUGGGCGAAAAGUGCACCACGUGAAAUGGUGAAGCUGAAAGCAAAGAUCAGCGGGGAAGAACUGUGUGCACAAAUGCCUCCACCAUUUUUGCAAUGCCAUAAUUAUAUUCAACGCUUGAAACCAACGGAAAUGCCGCGACAUGAUUUCAUCAACAGUUGUCUGAAGAGUUGCAUACCGAGAGGAGUAAAGCCGGAUGAUCCCUACGAUUGGGAAGUGACAGGAAACUGUUAA
This is a messenger RNA of Gongylonema pulchrum, 411 nucleotides long. The record is from the annotation of a GenBank genome assembly. NCBI's taxonomy places the organism in Eukaryota, Metazoa, Nematoda, Chromadorea, Rhabditida, Gongylonematidae.